AGUCUUUGUUUCCAGGACCAUCUAUUUAGUUUAAAAAUUUGAGACACUCAACACUUCUCCAUCGCAGAAUAGAAUCUCAUUGCUCGGCAAGAUGUCGCUUCUCCUCGCUCCUUACAACCAUGCUAUGCGACUGGGCCAAGGGUUCAAUUCCUAUACACAGCAAAUUUGCAUCGACGAUGCUGUCGUUAUCGGCGAGCAGAGGCCUGAGAACGUCGUCACUAAUGAUGGCACAACCAUGCGGAUCAUGGCUCAGAAGAAUGCAUUGCCGAGUGCCUGGACGAGACAAAAGGAAGUCAUUGUCGGAAAGCCGGCCACCGCAAUUCUUGUCGCCAACGCCAAGAAGGCAAAAGACGAAGUUAAGAUCAUCGAAGAAGAACUUGCUGAUGAAGCUGCUGCGGCAGAAAUACUGAACGAGAAGCCGGACGUAGAAGACAAGAAGUCAUCGGUCGAGCCAGAGGAGCAAGCGAGACCUGAAGACCAGCCCGAACUUGCCAAAGAGGCCAACAGUGCCAACUCUGACGAGCCCAAACCAGCAAAAGCCAAGAAAGAGAAAGUCGAUGCCGGGAGACUCAAGGAGAAGGUGGUGAAAGAAGACACACUCUCAGAUGAAUCGGCUUCUGCCGACUUACAGUACUAGGUCAAAAGUUUUGCAACGCCAAGCUGCCGAAGCGCCGAACCACCAUUUUGGGCAAUGCUGUUUUGGGUGGAUAACUCACCCAAAACAACAUUUUUUUCAAUGUUUCAAAGCAGGAUUUCAUUGUCGAUAGCUAGUACCUUGUAUGCCACCCUUUGGCUUUGAUACAAGCUUUAAGGCAGCGUGGCAUAGACAAUAUAAGGGACUUGAUCAGAGCGCUGGGGAUACUCCGCCAGCACAAUUUCAGCGCGUUACAGA
This is a messenger RNA of Alternaria alternata, 892 nucleotides long. RefSeq lists its product as hypothetical. NCBI's taxonomy places the organism in Eukaryota, Fungi, Ascomycota, Dothideomycetes, Pleosporales, Pleosporaceae. The record is from RefSeq and is a predicted model, not a curated record. Bases 92 to 637 code for a protein of 181 amino acids. The transcript has 3 exons.